Molecule: messenger RNA, 940 nt
Organism: Paraphaeosphaeria sporulosa
Lineage: Eukaryota; Fungi; Ascomycota; Dothideomycetes; Pleosporales; Didymosphaeriaceae
Exons: 2
Coding region: 234-812 (192 amino acids)
Molecular function (GO): acyltransferase activity, transferring groups other than amino-acyl groups
Source: RefSeq, a predicted model, not a curated record
CAGAGGCAUCAAUCGCCAGCUGUUCGGACCGAACUUGGAAUACGAAAUAUACGGUCGAUGAAUAAUGUUCUGUGGACCUCUGCAACAUGUGUACAGUCAUAAAGCCUCUGACGUCGCGCGAAGCGAGACUCUUUUAAGAGGUAUCGAUGGUGUCGACUUCAACACGAUACUCUUUUGGCGAAGUUGUUAUCUUACUGGAAUACAGCAGUUGAUCACGAAGGAAACAUCCCAUAAUGACCACCACAAAGCAAAGAACGUCCCAUCGCACAUGGACGAAGGAUAGCUACUUCAUCUCGACUGACCCCGCGCUUGUUCCAAUCGCCGAGCUCAAUGCUGUCUUCGCGUCGGACCUCUUCUACUGGGCCGAUGCGUUACCAGAGGAUGUGAUGCGCGAAACGCUCAACAACUCACUCUGCUUUGGCAUGUACGAAUCUUCACCAGCCAACUCGAAUACUUUGCCAAUUGGCCUUUUGGAAACUGGAACGACCGAAUCCAAGCUCAUCGGCUUCGCCCGCUGCAUCACCGACUCUACGACUUUCCUGUACCUCACCGAUGUCUACGUCGAUCCUGGAAUGCAGGGCAAGGGAUUAGGUGCGUGGCUGAUCAAGUGUGUGCAGGAGGUGAUCGAGGAAAUGCCGCACCUCAGGCGAAGCCUUUUGUUUACUAGUAGCUGGGAGAAGUCCGUCCCGUUCUACGAGAAGCUAAUGGGGAUGAGCGUGUUGGAAUGUCAGAAACCAGCGGAGGGUGAAAAGGGCUCGGGCGUCGCAAUCAUGCAAAUGCGCGGACCUGCGUUCCCAGAUGCUUUGCGGUGACGUGUGGCGCCUAGACGAUUGGCUUGUUGUGGCAUAUCAUAUUUCUCGGAGCGAUGCAGAAGUUAGAGCAUUUGAUGUAUUUCCGAAUCCGGCAGUCUGUGUGUGUGCGUGGACUGCCGUUAACUUUC